This is a messenger RNA of Hypoxylon fragiforme, 2775 nucleotides long. RefSeq names its product sulfate transporter family-domain-containing protein. Gene Ontology annotation, molecular function: sulfate transmembrane transporter activity. The coding region runs from base 196 to 2532 and encodes 778 amino acids. The transcript is spliced from 3 exons. Lineage: Eukaryota; Fungi; Ascomycota; Sordariomycetes; Xylariales; Hypoxylaceae. Gene Ontology annotation, biological process: transmembrane transport. The record is from RefSeq and is a predicted model, not a curated record. Gene Ontology annotation, cellular component: membrane.
GCCAGCCAGACCUACUUCGUUUGAUAAUAUCGGAUACUCUCUCUUCUCUGUUGCCGCAUGCCUCAGAACUAUCCACAACUACCUCAUGGACGGAAGCUGAGCUUCUUCGUUCCUUUUUACCGUUUGCAAUUGAUUUAGACUGCCCGAAUCAUUGGUUGGUACCAUUACCUCUAUUGUAGGAUUCUAUCUCAAACAAUGCCGCCUCCAAGCCCUCCCUCUCUCCCCACUAGCCCUCGACCUUAUCCUCAUGCUCCGCUGACCCCAAGUGGUCUUCGCCAGAGUCGUACCAUGUCAUCGUCCACUAUGAGCGAUGAUACACCAGAAAAUGCCGCUGGUGCUGGCCCUAGCAACCGACCAGAUACUCCCAAAGACCAGUUUGCCGAGACUUCUUCCCUCCUUCAUCACGAGCGCAUCCACGAUGGCCCUUGCGAUCACGGUACAUUCUCACCUCGCGCAACGAGCCCCCCACCGAGAUUCGGCAAUCCUGAUGCUGAUGCGGGAUCCGUGGAUGACUCGGAUGGCUCCACCCCUUCAAGCGAGACGUUGUUAAAAAGAAGCUGGAAGAAAACUUUUUCGAAUAGAGUCAAGAGCAAGAAAAUGACAACCUCAAGUAACCUAGCACACCAACAUGGAGUCGAGGACUCUUGGGGAAUGUAUUUGUCAUACUACAUACCAUUUCUCACGUGGAUUAGACAGUACAAGUGGUCAUGGUUAAAAGGCGACUUCACCGCUGCCAUUACCAUCGCCUCUAUGUACCUUCCUAUGGCACUCUCGUAUGCCGAAAAUCUGGCCCACGUCCCCGCUAUCAACGGCUUGUAUGCCUUUGCCAUAAAUCCCUUCGUGUACGCCUUGCUAGGAAGCUGCCCGCUUAUGGUUGUCGGCCCCGAAGCAGCUGGUUCUCUGCUCAUCGGUUCCAUUAUCAAAAACACUAUCGACCUCGGACGUGGCAAUGACGAUAACGCCGCCUUGCAAGCCGAGGUAGCUGGUGUGGCUGUUGGUAUAGCCGGCGCAACUGUCUUCCUCAUGGGUGUGUUCCGUCUCGGUUUCCUCGAUAGCGUCUUGAGUAGGCCCUUCCUACGGGGCUUCAUCUCUGCCAUUGGCGUGGUUAUCUUCAUUGACCAGCUGAUACCUGUUCUGGGACUAAACCGCGCCGCAAAAUCGGCCACGGGCGUUGCACACGGAAGCACCGUUCAAAAACUUGAGUUUGUGCUAACUCAUCUUGGCGAGCGGCAUAAUCUUACUGCUACUGUUGGUUUGGUGGGAUUUGUUGUUAUCAUGGUGUUUCGGGAGAUUAAGCGGCGAUUACAGCCACGAUACCCAGGAGUGGCAUAUUUCCCCGACCGACUUAUUGUGGUUGUGCUCUCCGCCGUCUUGGCAUGGUCCUUGAACUGGGAACAGGAAGGUGUACCACUUCUUGGUAAAGUCGAAGCAGCAUCUGGCCAUGUUUUUACCUUCCGCAAUCCUUUCAAGCUAUCGCAUAUGACUCAUAUUCGAGAUGCUAUGGGCACGUCCUUCUUGAUUGGUAUGCUGGGCUUCUUUGAAUCCUCGGUCGCUGCGAAGAGCUUAGGCGGCGAAGAAAUCAUCGAAGGGAUGCAGCUGAGUCCAAACCGAGAACUCGUAGCCCUGGGAGCAGCCAAUCUCGUUGGUUCGUGCUUUAUGGCUAUUCCCGCUUUUGGCGGGUACGGUCGAAGCAAAGUCAACAAGAGCACUGGUGGCAAGAGCCCCAUGAGUUCUAUCAUGCUGAGUAUCAUUACCGUCAUCUGCAUCAUGUUCCUCUUGCCGUGGUUCUACUAUCUCCCUAAACCUAUCCUGUCUGCCCUUAUCAUGACUGUUGCCUGGUCUCUCAUCGAAGAAGCGCCACAUGAUGUGUCUUUCUUCAUACGGAUCAAGGGCUGGACCGAACUUUCUCUUAUGGCUGUCAUCCUAGCUGUGACAGUUUUCUUUUCACUCAACUUAGGUAUCGCGAUUGGAAUAGGCCUAUCGCUUCUGCAGGUCAUCCGUCACUCUACUCGCCCCAGAAUCCAGAUUCUAGGGCGGAUUCCUAACAGCGAUCGCUUCGCUAACGCCGAAGAGCAUCCGGAGAAUCUUGAGUUUGUCGAAGGGUGUUUGAUCGUAAAGAUACCAGAGCCUCUGACAUUUGCGAAUACGGGUGAAUUAAAGAACAGGUUGCGGCGACUUGAGUUGUACGGCACCGGUAAUGUUCAUCCGGCUCUCCCGCGCUUGCGUCCGCAAGCCAGCAACCGAAACAUCAUAUUUGAUAUACAUGGAGUGACAUCUAUGGACGGCUCAGGUACCCAAGUUCUCGAAGAGAUUGUACGAAAUUACCGCGACCGAGGUGUUAGGGUAUUCUUCAGUCGACCCGUCAACCGAGAUAGCAGGGUAUGGGAAAUGAUGGAGCGAAGCGGCAUUGUCAGGCUUGUCGGUGGUAGACACCGCUUCGUUGAUGAUGUGAAGGACGCUCUACGCAUGACUGAGGUGGAGGAAUUUGAAGAGACUGGAGCUUGUGCGGCCGCCAGUGACGAAGUCUCUUAGGCAGAGACGGGACUGCGUACCGUGAAAGUGAAAGCCCCCGAUAAAAUGAUCCCGCCACGAUGUAAUAUAGCAUAUUAAAAGGUGGAUGUGUGUGGAAAGCACAAUGCGGUACGAUUGCUACGUAUGCCAUCACCAAGCUACAUAGAUCUAAGUGGUUGCCUGGUCGGCACUCAAGCCCAGAUAAUGGUAAUAUGGCUCUAGAAUACAAAAAUGAAUACAUUGCAUUCUUCGUUUUCUUUCAAU